CGGGAACUCGCCACUGGCAAAGCAAAAUGGCGUCGUCAGUAGCCUUCCAAGAACUGCGAGAUCUGAUCGAGACCCAGGAGGCUUUGGUGGAGAGGCUGAGACAGCAGAUAGCAAUGCAGGGGGAGAACACAGUAAGCAAGGUGGAAUAUGAAGCUAUUGUGAAGAAACUAAAGAAGGAAGAGGAAGAACACGCAAAGACAAAGAGCAAUCUAGCUAUGGAAUCUGAACAGCUGGAGUUUGCCCUUGGGGAGAUCGAUGUUCUGUCAAAGCAACUUGAGAGGGAGAAACAAGCUUUUGACAACGCACUUUCUCGUGUAAACAGCAAAGUGCUGAACCAAUCGAUCCAAAAAGACAAGUUGAUAAGUAAAUGCACUGAAAUUGAGACCCAUAUUCAGAAACAGGAAGAUAUUCUAAACUACAAAGAAAAUGAGAUCAAGGAGCUGCAACGCUUCAUCAGCAAGCAAAAACAAACCUUAAAAAAAGAAGUGUCUGACUUCAAGAUACAGAAACAACAGGAACGUUACAUAGCAAAAGCGCUUGGGAAAAAAAACAAGGAUUUUAAGUAAACUUAGAAACAUUCCCUUGAUUUUAAUCUUACUGAAGUCAAGAAUGAACGUCUCAGUUUUUCCACCAAAAAAUUAUUCUAUGUGAAGUGAGAUAUUUACCGCUAAAGGUCAGUUUUCUGUACAUUCUGUCCAGUGGAAUCAAUCUUGGACCUAUAUAUUUCUGUACAUGUUUAGGUGGACAAAGAAUUGGAUUCCCAACAUUUAGGCAUAUGCACGAGUUUUUCCACUUGAAUGUGAAAGGCAAUAAGAUCCCAAUGAACUUUAGAACAUCUGUGGAUAUUACUAAAUUGCUACUACAUAGUGUAGUAAUCCAAUACCUAGAUCUUUCUGGGAACUUUUUCAUGUCAUUCCUUGUGCAGGUAGAUUAUGAAAUCAACAUUGUAACGUAUACAUGGCUGCUUAGAAGUAAGUCACACUGAGUUCAAAGAGACUUAUUCCAGGGUAAAUGAGUAAAGAAUUGCAACCUCAGUCCAAGAGGUCAUUUCUAAUCGAGGACAUGCCAUUCAAGGCUGUCUAUCAUUGUUCCUCUUUAUCCAGCUCUAGAAAGUGAAAGAAAUUAGUUUCAAAGGGAUGUGGCAAACCUUCAACCAUCAAAUGGAAUAGAAAGACAAAUAGUUUCAAACUAUUAUAAAGCUGCCACAUGGCAUAUCUUCUCAGAGCCACAAAUACUGGAGAUCCCAUGCUCUUAUUUUGCAAUUCUGAUGUUAAUUUAAGCUGAGGCUGCGAAAGCAAAAUCUUUGAAUUCUUGAAUUCAACUUGAAUUUAAGCUGCCCUGCAAAGAUUCCUGCCAAAAGCAGAGCUUGCAUUCAGUGCUGAAUUUUCAGCAUGGAUCAGCUGGGAACUGGCCAGUGGAAUUAGGAGUAAAUUAGGACCCCUGGUGUGUCUAGUUAGCCCUGUGGGCCACAGGUUCCCCAUGCCUGCACUGGUCACUCAGUGGUAAAGGAAAGGCUCUGUGCACAUGCUUACAGGCACUCGUGUGACAUAUUGCAAGAUAGCACUUUAAGCUGCAAUCCUAAACACAUUUAUUAGGAAAUAAGCCCCACUGAAUGCAAUGCAAUUUCUGAGUACACAAUACAUAAGAUUGCAGUUAUUUUUAUAUCUUCUUUGAGUUGAAAGGGAAUUGGCCCUCUCUCUGGGCCUUUCUGCAUGAUCUUUUUAAAAUACACAGUUGAUAGUUCCACUUUUAUUCCCUUAAACUGGUGCUUCUUUGUAAAGACAGUUGAUUUUCUUGUAAAGCACUUGUACAGUGCUUUGUACUUGGGAUUAUGUACUGCUACCUCCAUGGCGCAGAGUGGUAAGCGGUGGUAAUGCAGCCGAAGCUCUGCUCACGGCCAGAGUCUUAUUCCAACGGAAGGAGGAAGUCGAAUCUCCAGUAAAAGGGGUCGAGGUCCACUCAGCCUUCCAUCCAUCCGUGGUUGGUAAAAUGAGUACCCGGCAUAUGCUGGGGGGUAAAAAAAGGCCGGGGAAGAACUGGCAAUCCCACCCCAUAUAUACGGUCUGCCUAGUAAACGUCGCAAGAUGUCACCCUAAGAGUCGGAAAUGACUCGCACUAUAAGUGUGGGGACACCUUUACUUUUUACCUCUGGAUUGCAUAUCCUAUCUUAUUGUACAUUAAUCUAGGUAUGUGAGUGCUAUGGGCACCUGCUGUUGUCUGUGAUA
This is a messenger RNA of Rhineura floridana, 2225 nucleotides long. RefSeq names its product spermatogenesis associated 24 (gene SPATA24). The transcript is spliced from 6 exons. Lineage: Eukaryota; Metazoa; Chordata; Lepidosauria; Squamata; Rhineuridae. The record is from RefSeq and is a predicted model, not a curated record. Gene Ontology annotation, cellular component: cytoplasm; nucleus. The coding region runs from base 27 to 566 and encodes 179 amino acids. Gene Ontology annotation, molecular function: DNA binding.